Fundulus heteroclitus (mummichog) is the source of this 2527-nucleotide messenger RNA. Its product is annotated as fibronectin type III domain-containing protein 7-like. Bases 107 to 2527 code for a protein of 806 amino acids. The record is from RefSeq and is a predicted model, not a curated record. Gene Ontology annotation, molecular function: protein binding. The transcript has 11 exons. NCBI's taxonomy places the organism in Eukaryota, Metazoa, Chordata, Actinopteri, Cyprinodontiformes, Fundulidae.
UCCAGAGGACGUCCAUGCCAAGGUGAGCUGCAGUUCAGAUGAGCUGAAAGUCUCCUGGAACAUCUCAGCUCCUACAGAGAACUACACCACCAUCAUCUCCAGAGCAAUGGGACCUCCGCUGUACUGUAACUCCACAGUGACCCAGUGCACCGUGGGAGGACUGCGUUGUGAAAGCUCCUACACGGUCACUGUUUUCUCCAUCAGCGGGACGUGCCGCAGCCUGCCGAGUCAAGAGGUCGUGGUGCAAACACUGCCGUGUCCUCCCACCAACGUCACAGCUGUGCAUGCGUGCGCUCCAGAUCCCGUUCCCGUAUCGUGGACUCACAGCGGUGACGCCGAGCUCUUCGUUGCCGUGGCUUUGGGCAGCAGAGGUCACAGGGCUGAGUGCACCACCAAUAAAACGUCCUGCAGCCUUCCAGGACUCCAGUGUGGGGAAGUUUACACCGUCAGCGUUGUAGGAGCAAAUGAUAACUGCCCAGGUCUACAGAGCAGCCCUCUGUCUUUGAAAACAGAGCCGUGCUCUCCCUCUAAUGUGACCAGCCAGGUGAUCUGUGGUGCUAGAGCCGCUCAGGUGUUCUGGAGCCCCAGUGUGAACGCAGAAAGCUACGACGUCAGGGCCACCAGCCCCGGUCAGACGCUCACAUGCAGCAGCUCCUCCUCUAACUGCACCCUGACUCCACUGGUCUGCGGCCAAGCUUUUGACGUUCAAGUGUCUGCCUCUGACGGUACCUGCACCAGCAACUACAGCUCCCCCUUCAGGCAACAAGCAGUGCCGUGUACUCCUGAGAACGUCACUACAGACCUGCAGUGUGGCUCCAACGACCUUACAGUCAGCUGGACAUCCUCUCCUCACCCUCUCAGCUACAGCGUGAUGGCCGUGCCGCUGGACGGCGGUGGUUCCAUCACCUGUAACACCAACAACGCCAGCUGCGUCCUCCGGGGCUUUGGAUGUGGACAAACUGUCAAUGUUUCUGUUAAAGCCUCCUCCGACAUCUGCAGUGGACCAUACAGCCCCACGCAGACUGUUCGGACAGGUCCCUGCUCCCCUCAGAAGCUAGCAGUAGUGACUGACUGUGCCACAAACUCUCUCCUGGCCUCCUGGGAGGCUUCCUCUGGCGCCGUCUCUUACACAGCAACGGUGACGGGCCCGAAUAUCUUCCCCUUAAACUGCUCCACGUCGAAUCAAACAUGCUCUUUCUCCAACCUGCACUGUGCCAGCACCUACACCGUUCAAGUGACGUCCCAGGACAGCCUCUGCAGCAGCGCUCCCAUUCACGCCGCAGCAACAACAGGCCCGUGUGAGCCGACAGCUGUGAUGAGCGUCCAGCACUGUGGUUCAGAUGGAGCCACGGUAUCCUGGGUGGACGGUGGCGGAGCUGCAGCCUACACUGUUCUCGCUCAGGAAGAGGGGUCCCAUCAGCACGUUUCCUGUAGGAGCAACACCACUUCCUGUCAGCUGGAGCAGCUGCAGUGUGGAAAAGGGUACAACAUUACCGUGCUGGCUGAAGAUGCCAGCUGUAACAGCACCGGAGGAGCUACAGGAACCCUGGCCACAGCUCCAUGUCCCCCGUCCAUCCAGAGCAGCACCAUGGCAUGUGGAAACAAUUCAGCUCUUCUGACCUGGACCCCGGUGACUGGCGCCACGAGUUUUGUAGCGAACGCAACGUCUGGGAGUGGACACAGUGUGUCCUGCCGCUCAGACACAGCUUCAUGCAGCCUAACAGACCUCCUGUGUGGCCAGACCUACAUGGUCUCAGUCACUGCUCGGGGGAACCGGUGUGACAGUCCACCAGGACCCAGUGCAGAAAUCACCACAGCUCCAUGCUCUCCAGCAGUUACAUCUAAAUCCUAUGACUGUGGCACCAGCGCAGCGGUGAUUAGCUGGUCUGACACCGCGGGAAGCUUCAGCUUCCUCGCCCGGGUGGAGGCGGAGGGGCAUCAGGACACCUGCCACACUGCCAACACCAGCUGCACGUUCACAAACCUGCCCUGCGGCCUGGACUUCAACGUGACAGUCCAAGCCCAGGGAGCCGAGUGCGAGAGCGGCAUCAGCGCCGGCGAAUCCCUGCAAACAGUACCCUGUGCCCCGGAGAACGUGAGUGCCACCACUCUGUGCUCCCCUCGCUCAGCUCUAAUAACCUGGGUGGGCAGUCCUGGUGCCAUCGGGCACAACGUGACGGUGACGGGCCGGGACGGACACGCCCACCUCUGUCACACCAACGCCACCAGCUGUCAUGUCACAGACCUCCACUGUGGGGAGACCUACAGCGUUACAGCCACGCCGUACUCUCGGACAUGCACGGGAGCCCGCAGGCUUUGUGCGCCCAGCAAUGUCACCGUGUCUCCAGCUUGUGAGGACAGCGCCGUCUCUUGGACUCCGGUGACCGGGGCAGAAAUGUACAUCGCAACGGCUACUGCGGACAAUGGACACAAUCACAGCUGCAGCUCAAACUUCUCAGGCCGGUGCAACUUCACGGACCUGCACUGCGGGGAAACCUAUGCUCACUGUGUCCACCUGCUAAUCUGA